Molecule: messenger RNA, 2278 nt
Organism: Alosa sapidissima (American shad)
Lineage: Eukaryota; Metazoa; Chordata; Actinopteri; Clupeiformes; Clupeidae
Product: pro-neuregulin-4, membrane-bound isoform-like
Exons: 5
Coding region: 392-721 (109 amino acids)
Biological process (GO): epidermal growth factor receptor signaling pathway; positive regulation of cell population proliferation; positive regulation of mitotic nuclear division
Source: RefSeq, a predicted model, not a curated record
CAGUUUCCUCUUUCAAAACAGUCUGAAUAGCUCAGCUAACAUCUGAUGUCAAAUGUCAGGAUUUCAGACAUGUCAUGGGUAAUGAGUGGGAUGAGAAUUAAGGUCAUUCUUUAAAGCAAAUUCUUGUCACAUUAGUCAGAAGCUUAAUGAGAAUCCCCGCCAUUCACAAUGUGGACAAACAGCAAUCACAACAUUUCUCCUGCUCAAGAGGAUCACGCCCACACCAUCCAAGUGCCUAAUGUAGGUGUCCCAACAACACGUGUUAUUUAAAGAAGCCAAAGUGACUCACCCAAAGGCUUUUGUUGAAUCAGACGUGAAAACGAGCUGCUACUCAGAGGUUGAGUAAUCGCAAGUUUCUUGGAAGAAGAAGAAUCAGGAAAAUAAUAUCCCAAUGAUGGCCGAUCAUGGAGACCCAUGUGAUCCAUCUGAAGCUUCUUUUUGCAUGAAUGGGGGAUCAUGCUACAAGAUCCCCUCUGUCUCCACCCCCACCUGUCGGUGCAUUGAUAACUACAAGGGCAGCCGAUGUGAGCAGUUCCUGCUGGAAUCUAGGAGCAGCACCGAGUCUGGCAUGAUCGCAGCAGUGGUCAUCAUGGUCUUGCUCAUCGUGGUGAUGCUGGCUGUGAUCAUCUACUACACCUGCAAGCUGAAGAGGAGUAAAGAACAAAAUCAGCCAACCAGAGAACAGUACUGGAAGGUCCAGCACAGGGAGCCAAGAGUAUGACACUGUCCUGACCGAGCAGAGAUCUGAGGACACAGCAAGAAGCUCCUGUGGUGUUGGAGAGCUCCAUACACACCACUGGCACAGGUCUGAAUUCAGCUAGAGCUGGGAUGGACUAAGACCCCUCGAACAGACCGGCUAUAUACUUUAAAACACUUCACACUGGAUUUAGUCUUCUAAUGGUGUAUUUUAUUCAAAGUGGCAGUGCAGUGAAUGCAUGCGUGUUGAAAGGGCUUCUUCUGUGUAGCCCAUGACCCUAGUUUUGCCAAUGUUAUGCUUCACCACUAGAUGUCUGUCUCUGAAACUUUGUUGAAAAUGUAACAUUUCAAAAGGAAUCUUUUUAACAUUAACUUCAGUAUACAAUCACCUUAGGCUUGUAAUGUCAUGUGACUGACAGGUAUAUAGUCAAUGAGGGAUGACUGUUAUUAUUGCAUUUUAUCAGAUGAUUAUUUUGUUUGUCAUUUGUUUAAUGACAAAAGCAGUAACCUGUAAGAACAAACCAAUGCCUUUGAUGCUCUCAUCAAAAAAAGUCGAUUGAGUGAUUAGUUGUUAGUAUUCAAAAAAGGAAUACUUCUUAUGAAUGGCUAGGGUGUCAUGUUGAUAUAGGCAGGGUCCAGGGAUCCUGUUGAAGGCCACCUUUUGAAUGAUACUGACUGGAAAGACUGACAGAUGUUAGAAAGGUUAGAAAGAAACUAGGUUGUAGCUGACAGUCAACAACAUUACUUGAUCAGAUCCUAAUCAAGAGCCACAAGAAUGGCAGGAAGAACAGCCACUGUUCACUUUCUGUGCACAACUUGCGCAAUAGUUAAAACUGCAUUAAGAUAAACUGUCCAUGCCUAAUAACUUUGUAAUUAUUUGCUUAAUAUCCCUUUAACACAGCUAUUCCAAUGAGGAUUUAAAAACUCCAAAGUCAAAAAACACUCCUUAAAUGGAUUUGAUACAAAGAAUGUCAGUGACAGCACUUAUAUCUGCCUGUCAUUGGUUGUACGACUACUGCAAUAACAUUAACCGGGGGGUCAGUAAAACCUUACAUUGGUUGUACUAUCGGUUGUAUUAUACUAGCCUAUAUAACCACGAAUAAGGCAAAUGGUUUCUAGACAACAGUUAACACAGCCGGUAUAUUCACAUUACGUGUUUAAUAGAGAACCUCAACAUUCAUAUGUUGUAGCAGCACUGUGCAUGUUGAUCACAGAGGAAAGCCUGUGGUGGCUAUGGUGGAGUAAACAUGGCAUAGGGCUAGAGAGGAACUUGGGAAUGUGAAGAAUGCAAAAGAAUGUAGACAUGAUGCAGGCACAUGAAAACAUGCAUUGCAUUCAUUUUUGUACAUUUUUGGUCCUGUAAGAAGCAUAUACUGUAUGUGUGUACAAAUAUAUUGUAUAUUUUAUUGUAAAACACUGUUUGUUCUUGUUUGUUGAUGGUGAUUUAUUUUUUACAUUGUUUAUUUGGAUGACCUGUUGACAGUGACUUAAUGUCAGAGUAUGUGUGGUAGAUGGAAUUGUAUACAAAAUAAUCUGUUCAGUGUUGAGGGAUACUACUUUUUAAAUAAAUAAUAUGAUUGUG